GAAUGACUGGGCGAGCCAGAGCCAGAGCCAGAGGACGGGCCCGGGGGCAGGAGACGGUGCAGCACGUGGGGGCCACUGCGAGUCAGCAGCCUGGCUACGUCCAGCCCAGGCCUCAGCAGCCGGCAGCAGAAGGGGAAUUAGUUGGCCGUGGACGACAGAGAGGAGCAGUAGGAGCAACAGCCAAGUCCCAAGAGCUCCAGAUAUCUGCUGGAUUUCAGGAGUUAUCGUUAGCAGAGAGAGGAGGUCGUCGUAGAGACUUUCAUGAUCUUGGUGUGAAUACAAGACAGAACCUUGACCAUGUUAAAGAAUCAAAAACAGGUUCUUCAGGUAUUAUAGUAAGGCUGAGCACUAACCAUUUUCGAUUGACGUCCCGUCCCCAGUGGGCCUUAUAUCAGUAUCACAUUGACUAUAACCCGCUGAUGGAAGCCAGAAGACUCCGCUCAGCUCUUCUUUUUCAACAUGAAGAUUUAAUUGGAAGGUGUCAUGCUUUUGAUGGAACAAUACUAUUUUUACCUAAAAGACUACAGCACAAGGUUACUGAAGUGUUUAGUCAGACCCGAAAUGGAGAGCAUGUGAGGAUAACAAUCACCUUAACAAAUGAACUCCCACCUACAUCACCAACUUGUUUGCAGUUCUAUAAUAUUAUUUUCAGGAGGCUCUUAAAGAUCAUGAAUUUACAGCAAAUUGGACGGAAUUACUAUAACCCAAGUGACCCAAUCGAUAUUCCAAAUCAUAGGUUGGUGAUCUGGCCUGGCUUCACCACCUCUAUUCUUCAGUACGAGAACAACAUCAUGCUUUGCACUGACGUCAGUCAUAAAGUCCUUCGCAGUGAAACCGUGUUAGAUUUCAUGUUCAACUUAUAUCAUCAAACAGAAGAACAUAAAUUUCAAGAACAAGUUUCUAAAGAACUAAUAGGUCUAAUUGUUCUUACCAAAUAUAACAAUAAGACCUACAGAGUAGAUGAUAUUGACUGGGACCAGAAUCCAAAGAGUACCUUUAAGAAAGCAGAUGGUUCUGAAGUCAGUUUCUUAGAGUACUACAGGAAGCAAUACAACCAAGAAAUCACCGACUUGAAGCAACCUGUUCUGGUCAGUCAACCAAAGAGAAGACGAGGCCCUGGUGGCACCUUGCCAGGCCCUGCGAUGCUCAUUCCAGAACUCUGCUAUCUUACAGGUCUAACCGAUAAGAUGCGUAAUGAUUUUAAUGUGAUGAAAGACUUAGCUGUUCAUACAAGACUGACUCCAGAACAAAGGCAGCGUGAAGUGGGAAGACUCAUUGAUUAUAUUCAUAAAGAUGAUAAUGUUCAGAGGGAGCUUCGAGACUGGGGUUUGAGCUUUGACUCCAACUUACUGUCCUUCUCAGGAAGAAUUUUGCAAGCAGAAAAGAUUCACCAAGGUGGAAAAACAUUUGAUUACAAUCCACAAUUUGCAGAUUGGUCAAAAGAAACAAGAGGUGCACCAUUAAUUAGUGUUAAGCCGCUAGAUAACUGGCUGUUGAUCUAUACUCGAAGAAAUUAUGAAGCAGCCAAUUCAUUGAUACAAAAUCUAUUUAAAGUUACACCAGCCAUGGGCAUACAAAUGAAAAAAGCAAUAAUGAUUGAAGUGGAUGAUCGAACUGAAGCCUAUUUGAGAGUCUUACAGCAGAAGGUUACAUCAGAUACCCAGAUAGUUGUUUGUCUGUUGUCGAGUAAUCGGAAAGACAAAUACGAUGCUAUUAAAAAAUACUUGUGUACAGAUUGCCCUACUCCGAGUCAGUGUGUGGUGGCCCGGACUCUUGGCAAGCAGCAGACAGUCAUGGCCAUUGCUACCAAGAUCGCCCUGCAGAUGAAUUGCAAGAUGGGAGGGGAGCUUUGGAGGAUUGAUAUGCCUCUAAAGCUGGCGAUGAUAGUUGGCAUUGACUGUUACCACGAUACCACAGCUGGACGGAGGUCAAUUGCAGGAUUUGUUGCAAGUAUCAAUGAAGGGAUGACCCGCUGGUUCUCUCGCUGUGUAUUUCAAGAUCGAGGACAAGAGCUUGUAGAUGGGCUCAAAGUCUGCUUGCAAGCUGCUCUGAGGGCUUGGAAUAGCUGCAAUGAAUACAUGCCUAGUCGAAUUAUCGUGUAUCGGGAUGGUGUAGGAGAUGGUCAGUUGAAAACACUGGUUAACUACGAAGUACCACAGUUUUUGGAUUGCCUGAAAUCCGUUGGUAGAGGUUACAACCCAAGACUAACGGUAAUUGUGGUGAAGAAACGAGUGAACGCCAGAUUUUUUGCUCAGUCUGGAGGAAGACUUCAGAACCCACUUCCUGGGACGGUUAUUGACGUAGAAGUUACCAGACCAGAAUGGUACGAUUUUUUUAUCGUGAGCCAGGCAGUGAGAAGUGGCAGUGUUUCUCCCACGCACUAUAACGUCAUCUACGACAGCAGUGGCCUGAAGCCAGACCACAUUCAGAGGCUCACGUACAAGCUGUGUCACGUCUACUAUAACUGGCCAGGCGUCAUUCGCGUCCCUGCUCCUUGCCAGUACGCCCACAAGCUGGCUUUCCUCGUGGGCCAGAGCAUCCACAGGGAGCCCAACCUGUCCCUGUCCAACCGCCUCUACUACCUCUGACCCGCGGGACGAGACGACGUGCAGCCGUUCCUUCGUUUGACCUCGUAGCUUCGGGGUUUUUUUAAGCUUUUAUUUUUUUUUUUUUUAGCUGUUUAUCUUUCUAGAUAUGAAACUUGGGAAGGGAAUUAGGAGAUUUGGAGUCUCGUUUGUAGCAU
Molecule: messenger RNA, 2743 nt
Organism: Neomonachus schauinslandi (Hawaiian monk seal)
Lineage: Eukaryota; Metazoa; Chordata; Mammalia; Carnivora; Phocidae
Gene: PIWIL1
Product: piwi like RNA-mediated gene silencing 1
Exons: 20
Coding region: 3-2588 (861 amino acids)
Biological process (GO): regulatory ncRNA-mediated gene silencing
Cellular component (GO): P granule
Molecular function (GO): protein binding; piRNA binding
Source: RefSeq, a predicted model, not a curated record